UCCUCAGUACUGUUUACGUGCUCAAACGGUGAGGUCAAAUACUUCCUCCUACCAGCUCCAAAAUUUCAAAAUUUUUUCAGUUCACUUUUAAAAACUACCCUAAAUACACUCUUAUCGUUAUGAAUCGCGUUCUGGAGGAUGUGAUCCGCCAGAAUUCUACAAUGGUGGAUCGCAUCACCGUGGAGCAUACUCAUGGCUAUGUGGUUUCCGAUAACAUGGCCAAUGCGGUGGCCGAGUCCUCGUUUGAUAAUACCAGUGCCCAGGCGAUAGUUAAGCAUGUUAAUGGACUCUUGGUUGGCACCUGCCAGAGCCUGGUGCGGGACAUUGAUCCUGCGAACAGGCUGUGCUUCCUGAGGCUGGCCACCCGCAAGUUUGAGUAUCUGGUAGCACCGGAGGAGUAUUUCACCAUCACCGUCGUUCAAUAACAAGUUAACACAAGUUGCCAGUUUCUCAAGAGCACAUUUAUUUAGACAAGAUUUCGAAAACAUAUAUUUGGGCAUAACAACAUAAUGUGGCUCUCGAUUAUAACUCCAACACGUAUAGCAAAUAAUUUGAACGGUGGUUAUAUUCUGUUCUGAUGACCUAUUUAACACUUUGUUGAUCUGAUAUACACUCCGUGACGAUAAUUUUGGGUCGUAUCUAUUUUCUUCUGAUCAUAUAUGUAGGAUCGGUUGCUUAUGAUUUUUCGCCUUGCAGUGGCUUACUUCGGCUGAAGUAAUAUUGAUGUCAUUUCGCUCUCAUUUAUUCGACGAUGUAGGAUAAGGUUAUUCCCAAGAUGUACUGAUAAAGUCUUUACCGCAUAAUCUAUAAAAGUUGCCUAAAACUUUUAGGAAUAACUUUCUAAAAUACUGCCGACGGGGAAAGGUUUAGGACCUUGUUCCUAAAAUCUCUAGGCAAUUUGAGAACUUUAAAUGUUAAUGAAAUUGUUCUGAUUUGUGACCGCAUUGGACAAUUAGCAAAUACCUUUUAACAAUUAUUCAAGACUAAGGAAAUACAAAAAAAUGUUCGGCAA
Drosophila serrata is the source of this 1012-nucleotide messenger RNA. RefSeq names its product dynein light chain 7b. Gene Ontology annotation, biological process: microtubule-based movement. Gene Ontology annotation, cellular component: cytoplasmic dynein complex. NCBI's taxonomy places the organism in Eukaryota, Metazoa, Arthropoda, Insecta, Diptera, Drosophilidae. The record is from RefSeq and is a predicted model, not a curated record.